ACAAAAGUUUUAGUUCCAACUGGGAGAGCUAGCAUGGCAAGUUCGCGCUGCUUUGAGAACCCGCCGGUGCUGGAGCCGGCCAGCGGAGGAGGCGAGGUGGUUGACGACUUCGGCGGGCAGAAGGCCUACGUCAGCGGCUCCGCCGGGUCCAAGGCCGCCGUCGUCCUCAUCUCCGACGCCUUCGGGUUCGAAGCGCCAAACCUGAGGAAGAUAGCCGACAAAGUUGCUUCGCUCGGUUACUUCGUUGUGGUGCCCGAUUUCCUGCAUGGGGAUCCAUAUGACCCCAGCAAUAAUGCCCAUAGCAAUCCUGGAACGUGGAUACAGUCGCACAAUCCGCAAACGGCAUUCGAAGAGGCAAAACCGGUAAUUGCGGCUAUAAAGGAGAAGGGUGUGUCGAGCAUCGGAGCUGCAGGUUACUGUUGGGGCGCAAAGGUGGUUGUGGAACUGGCGAAAGUUCACGAGAUCCAGGCUGCUGUGUUGGCACACCCUUCUUUACUAACUGUCGAUGAUAUGAAAGAUGUCAAGUGCCCCAUUUCCAUACUUGGAGCUGAAAUCGACAGGUCAGCCCCGCCUGAAUUGCUAAAGCAGUUUGAGCAAGUUCUUUCAGCGAACCCCGAGGUCGAUCACUUUGUCAAGGUUUUUCCUGGCGUAGCGCAUGGAUGGGCUGUGAGGUACAGCGACGACGACGCAGCGGCUGUCACGAGUGCGGAGGAAGCUUUGCGCGACAUGAGCCACUGGUUCAACAAGUACCUGAACUGAAUUAUGUGGCGGCAUAUGUGCGUGCAAUAAGCUCCUAAUGGUGAACAUUAUGCAGGGCCCCCAUGCUAUGCGUGUGUUUUAAAAGUCCUCUUAGUGGUGGUAUUUGUACUGGUCUCUUACGCAAUUUUUAUAACAUUUAUCGAGAAUAAAGUGAUGACACGGUGAA
Molecule: messenger RNA, 925 nt
Organism: Zea mays
Lineage: Eukaryota; Viridiplantae; Streptophyta; Magnoliopsida; Poales; Poaceae
Molecular function (GO): hydrolase activity
Source: RefSeq, marked validated